Molecule: messenger RNA, 1766 nt
Organism: Patiria miniata (bat star)
Lineage: Eukaryota; Metazoa; Echinodermata; Asteroidea; Valvatida; Asterinidae
Product: histamine H3 receptor-like
Exons: 1
Coding region: 339-1499 (386 amino acids)
Biological process (GO): adenylate cyclase-activating adrenergic receptor signaling pathway
Cellular component (GO): membrane
Molecular function (GO): G protein-coupled receptor activity
Source: RefSeq, a predicted model, not a curated record
UUGUCAAGGGACUGAAGAUCUGGCAAGCACGGUGUCCACAUGAACCUCGUAGACUAUUAAGUUGUCAGUGUUUUGUUGGAGACAGCAGUUGAUGUGGUCUGCUCUCUACAGUCAGUUGCGGAGGAAGUGAGCGUACGUGCUCGGACAAUUAAGCAGUGCAUGGCGUGUGGUUUGAUUGCACCGCGGUACCGCGUGGAUGAUUGAAGACCCGUUUUGCAGGAGGCGACGGGUUGGAUGCAGUAGAAGGCACGGGGGCUUGAGUAGGACAUAAUGAUACACCGAUGACGGCCCGAUAAGGUUUGAGCGUCUGCUGUGAUAUCAUCAAAGACUUCGCAAAAAUGAGUACGUUUCAAUACGACGUCUCGUCACUGUACGACCUGACGGACGCCUUCUCUCAGCCCAUUUACUUCGAGAUCUUCAUCUCUCUGACCCUCUGGACGCUCUGGUUCCUGGCCGUGGUGGGUAACAUCUUGGUUAUCAUCAUCUUCGUGCGGGACCGCGUCCUGCGUAACAAGGUGGCCAAUCGCUACAUCCUGAAUCUAGCAGUGGCCGACCUGUUGGUUGGUCUCAAUUCUCUGACUAUCAAGAACAUCUGGCGCUACUACGGCAACUGGCCCUUCGGAGAGUUCGUCUGCAAGAUGUACGUUAUAUUGGACUACUCGGCGGUCUGCCAGUCUGCUUUUGCCAUCAUGCUGAUCAGUUUUGAUCGCUACCUGCUCGUCACCAAGGAGCUUGCCUACGGCAAGUACCAGACCAAGCGGACGGGAUGGAUCUUAAUCAGCACCACCUGGACCGUUUCCCUGAUUCUCUUCGGCCUGCCGGUCCUGCUUUACGAACCCCUAACCGAGGAUCCUAUCAUCAAGCCCUACCACAUCACCUGUUACUUGGAGGUCAGCUAUCUGACGGACUACAACGUCGCCAUUUUGGUCUUGACGUUCAUCAUCCCGGUAACGACCUUAGUGUUCUUCAACCUGUCCGUGUUCGUCAACAUCUACCGGAGAUCGCGCGGAUUGGUGCGCAGCCGGACGCUGACUCUCCCCGAGUCGACGAGUAACUCCGUGGACGAGCAGUGGGCUAGCCCCAGAGCCCGGCAAGGUCCCGGCCCGCUCCCAGACCUGAACCCCACCUCAGACCCCGGCGGCGGUGGCGCUGCGGUGUCACCGGGGAACAGCGUGCGACUACCCGAGGGAAGCACCCGCAAAGCCCCGCAGAAGAUGCUUUCCUACCGGCGCCACUACAAGGCCGCCGUCACCUUGACCCUCCUGGUGAGUAUGUUUCUGCUCUGCGCCACGCCUCUCUUCGUUUUCAAGUGCAUGUUGGCAUUCAGUGGCAACGACCAUGACUGGAUCUGGUGGAACAUGGUCGACUACAUGACUUGGGCCAACAGUGCUCUCAACCCGUUCCUUUACGCCGUCACCAACCCAAGAAUCCGGGCGGGCUACAAGAGCAUUUUAUGCUUCUGGCGGAAAACCCCACCAGCUCGAACACUGGUGUUAUAACUAACUCCCUCGAGUAUGAUACUAAGUCUGAUGGUUUGGAACACCCAAAAGUAAACAAAUUGACAUUGCUCUUACUGUGCAGCUCACAUAAAUAUUGUCCCUUGCGGAAUAGGUUAAAUCACAAGAAAACAUUCCGUCGUAAGAGUCACCCUGUUUUGAAUUUAAUAUUAAUGUCAAAUUUUUGUUAUUGUCUAAAGCACUACUUGGUGGAAACCGGAGAAUACAAGUUCAGAUUGGAACAAAAUACAUGAAUGCAGCGCCACAUGU